UUUGUUUUUAAAAAUGCAGACCACGUGAAACUGAACUCAGCCCAUCCCUGUUCUCUUUAUUUUGUGGUAAAGCAAGUCAGGAACCCACCACACGCGUUGUUCUGACGAGAGGCAUACUCUGAUUUAUUUUCUUUUUUGACGCACAUGUCGGAUUGGCAUCCUUAAUUUUGGGCGAAGUCUUGCUCAGUUUUGUGUUUUUUUGUGGCAUUUCCAGCGCAGUCUUUAGGUCAACAGUGGAGGGUUGUGGAGUUAAGCUAUUUAACUCCUUCUACUCCCCAUGAAAUGUUCGCAAGUUUUACCCUCAACUUCGUCGCUAGUUGGAACAGGUCACAUAGUCAGAAACAGCGACUCGAAGAAAACAGGGAGAAAUGAGAGACCCCCCCUCCCCUAAACUGGCCUCGAGAAGCAACCACCACAAGGAGCCCCUCCCCAUUUCCUCUUCUCUUCCCCAGGCGGGCAGGCCCUUCCCUCAAGAGCAGCCGCGUUGGGCGGGGGCGGGCCAUGGCCGGGGCUCUGAGCCGAAGCUCUUGAGCUGCUGAGGGACAGCGAUGUGAUGUGGAGUCGUGGCUUGGGCGGCCGAGGAGCUGGCGUCUUUUCCUGGGACUCAGACGGGACAUGGCAAACGUCAAAGUGGCAGUGCGGGUCCGGCCUCUCAGCAAAAGAGAGCAUUCAGAGGGAAGAAGAAUAAUUGUAGAAGUUGAAGACAGAGUGGCAAAAGUCAGAAAUCUAAAGGUGGACAACAGGUACGAGGGCCUUUGGGACACAAGAGAGAAAGUUGUGGCAUUUGGCUUUGAUUACUGCUAUUGGUCAGUUGAUCCUGAAGAUCCCAAAUAUGCAUCUCAGGAAGUGGUUUUCCAGGAUCUUGGUACUUCAGUAUUAUCCGGUGCUUUUAAAGGAUACAACAUUUGUCUUUUUGCUUACGGACAGACAGGUUCAGGAAAAACAUACACCAUGAUGGGAACUCCAGCAUCCAUUGGAUUAACACCUCGUAUAUGUGAGGGUCUGUUUUCAAGGGAAGAUGACUAUUCAAAACAGUCAGCAUCAUGCAGAGUGGAAGUCAGUUUCCUAGAAGUCUAUAAUGAGCGAGUCCGAGACUUAUUAAGCCAGUCAGACCAUAAGAAGCCAUAUACGCUUCGUGUCCGUGAACAUCCUGAGAUGGGUCCAUAUGUUCAAGGACUGUCUCAACAUGUGGUUACAGACUACAAACAAGUAGUUGGACUUCUAGAAGAAGGAAUAGCAAACAGAAUUACAGCAGCUACGCAGAUUCAUGAUGCCAGCAGUAGAUCCCAUGCUAUCUUCACCAUCCAGUAUACUCAAGCUAUAUUAGAGAACAAUCUGCCCUCUGAAAUUGCAAGCAAGAUCAACUUAGUGGACCUUGCAGGCAGUGAAAGAGCUGAUCCUAGUUACUGUAAACAUCGGAUUAUAGAAGCACAAAACUCUCAGAUGUUCAGCAGCUGCCAGAGUAUAAACAGCAUAGCCAGUGAAGUGGAUAGCAGCCACGUAGACAAUCCCUCUGGAGGUAGUAUCAGCAGCCACAGACGUCAAGCUUACAUCCCAUACCGUGACUCCAUCCUCACUUGGCUUCUGAAGGAUAGUCUGGGUGGCAAUUCCAAGACCAUUAUGAUUGCAACUAUCUCACCUGCAAGUUCUUGUUACAUCGAGACCAUGAGUACCUUGCGAUAUGCCUCAAAUGCUAAAAACAUUAUAAACAAACCCCGGGUAAAUGAGGAUGCAAAUGUAAAGCUGAUUAGAGAAUUGCGAGAAGAAAUAGAUAGAUUGAAGGCUAUGCUGAUGAGCUUUGGGCUGAGGAAUUCUAGUCCUUCAUGGAGUGAUGACAGAGAAGGAAAUCUAACAGAAUUAGUUCUUCAGAAUGAACUUAAGAUUGAGCAGUUGACCAAAGACUGGACAGAAAAGUGGAUUAACAGGAAAGCUAUUAUGGAAGAAUACAAUGUGGAUAUCAACAAGAAAAAAGCUGGAGUGAUGAUAGACUCCAGUUUACCUCAUUUAAUGGCCAUGGAUUAUGAUAUCCUUAGUACGGGAGUUAUGCUCUAUCAUCUCAGGGAAGGAACAACCAAAAUUGGAAGAAGUGAUUCAAACCAGGAACAGGAUAUUGUUUUGCAGGGUCAGUGGAUUGAAAGGGACCAUUGUGUUGUAGACAACCAGCAUGGGAUCGUGACUCUGCGGCCUCUUCAGGGAGCACAUUGCAUUGUGAAUGGUCAUGAAGUCACAGAUUCUGUCCGUUUGUCACAAGGAGCUCUUGUUAUUCUGGGCAAAGUUCACAAAUUUAGGUUCAACCACCCAGCUGAGGCUGCCAUUUUAAGACAAAGGCGAUCAAUCAGUGAGGCCUCUUCUGUGGCGAGUUGUAGAUCUCUUGAAUGGCUAGAUUUGGAUGGAGAAUAUCCUUCCCUUUCCUAUAGCUUUUAUCGAGCUGAAACAGAAAGUCUGGACUCUGCAGUUCACAAUGACUUCAAAUCUUCUGAAAAGAGAUUUUCUAGCAGUGACCAAGGAGGUGCUGUACAUGAAGAAUGUCAGCCAAAGCUGAAAAGCCAGGGGGUGCUCCACAGCAGGGAAAUUCAACAGCAGCAAUUGUAUGUUGAAGAAUUACAACAACAGAUCUUAGAUGGGCAGAUCAAAGCUGAGCAAGAACUAGAACAUGAUGAGGCAGUAAUCAAUCAGCAGAUCAAGGAAGACCAGCAGUGGCUCAUUAAUGAAAAGAAAUGGCUGGCUGUCCAGGAACAGCAGCGAGAAUCUGCUGUGCAGACAGAAGUCAAAUCAUAUGCAGAAACUGGAGUCCAGAAUGUACUGGAAUCAGAAACUGGCCCUUCCCUGACAGAGCAGAACAAGAAGAAACUGGUACAGCUAGAACUUUUACGAAAAUACUCUUUGAAGAAAGCAGAAAGACAUUUAAGUAGGAAGAAGGUUAAACUGCAUUUGGAGAGGAUUGUGAAGAAGCAAAAAUUGCUAGAGGCCAAGAAAAACCUGGAAGAGUUAGAAGCUAGUUGUUGGAUCAGUGAGGACAAUUCAAAACAUUCUCAAUCUCUGGACCAAGAUAUCACAAUAACAUAUUGGGACUGUAAGAAUUCACAACCAGAAUCAGGCUCCGGCUCCUUGCAGUGCAGAACAAACGCCUUUUUAAAUCGUCAACUACCACAUUGCAGCUUUUUCCUGAAGAGGUAUCCCUCUCAAUUACCUACCUCAGCACACAGCAAUGGAUUCUAUAAAGUUAAUCCACCAAGAAAAUCACUGUCUGUAGAAUAUCUUCCAAGAACAGUUAAAGAACCUCACAGCAGAGAUAACAUUCAUGAUGAGAGAGAUGACUCCUUCCCAAUCCACAAACAGGUGAUCAAAAACCAGAAGUCGUAUUUGGGAAGUAAAGGAAGAUUGGACAAGCACAGUAGUAAUACAGAAGUAAUUUCUCAUAUCUGCAAAGAUAACAAAACAAUGGAGAAAUGGGAUAACAGACCAAGGCAAACUAGAUCUAAAGCCCAGAUUUCUAAGACUAGUUCUCCUGACCACUUCAAGAAAAAAAGUGAAUCUGAAACAGGAAAACAAGCGGGCAAAGCAAAAGCACUGGGAGACUCAAAUCAACUUACAGGGGCGCACUUAGAAAAGAGUGAUACUCAGGAAGCUAGCAGAAAGAUUAGAACCGAUACAAGAAAAAAGCACAAAGGUUUACUUCCAGGAAAUUUCAUUAAGGAACUUAAAAAAACAGCAAUAUGUGGUAAACCACCAGAACAGCACCUAAGCCAAACAGAAAAUAACAUGAAAAGAAAGUCAAAGAAUAAAAAAUCAUUGGAACAUCAUGAUCUCCUGAGGUUAGCAACUUCAGCAAGAAGUCUGAACAACAUAAAUGCCUCCACAACACUAUGUCAUGGUGAAAAAAGAUGGCAUAGUGCUGAGGUGUUGAGUGUUGGAUUCUCAAAAGCAGUCCCUGAGCCAUUGAGAAGCUGGCAAGAAGAUGAAGACAUUGAGUUUUCUGAUACAGAUAGUACCUAUUCCGUUGAUUCACUUUCAUCUGCUAGUGCAAAAGUCCUGUCAAAUAAACUGAGUCAUGUGGAGUUGGCUGGAAUCAAGGACACUGUUGAGCUGGAAAGUUCUGAAAGUGAUGACAGUCGGAUGUCCCAAGAUUCUCUUUCAGAAAAAGUAAACAAAACUGAAAGCCCAGAUGUAAUUAAUCUUCCUGAGGUACAUCAACAGCCUGUUAAAUUUUGCAAAGACAAUAACUGUCAGCCUGCCUCAUUGUUAGCAAACACAUCUAACAAUACUUGGAGUAUGAUGGAAAGAAGCUUUUCUCUUGAUAGUCUAGGUGAUGCUGAUGAAGUUUCAGGAGAAGAUUUGGCAGAGGAAAUUAAAAGAGAGUCAUUUGAUGAAGUGCCUGCAGAGGUUUUUUGGAAGUUGCAAAAUCGAAGGUCAGAAUCCAUAAAGAGCAACAAGCAGCACAGUGCUGAGAUAUGUAAUGAAACUGUAAAAAAAUCUAAUGAUGUGAAUCUGAAUACUCAUUCUUUUUAUCUGGAUGCUAGUACACAGUCUAGUUUUAAUAGCAUUUAUGAUAAGUCAAUAAAAGAUAUGGAAAUUUGUUUUUCUGGACCAGAGUUCUCACUAGAUCAAAGAUCAGACAAUGCAGGGGAAAACCUUCCAAUUUUGCCAGAUGCCUGGUUGUCCUAUGACUUGAAAAAUGGCAAGAGCAGCCCCAUAAUAGCAGUGCCCUCUUCCCAAGAUCCCUCAGAGUUUCAAGUUGCUCAGCUGCAUCCUGUUAACAAGUCAAACUGCUGGAUGAAGAAAGAUGACCUAAGGCAGUCAGCUGCUGAACUAUCAUUUGUCUCUUGUUAUAAAAAACUUCAUUGGGUUUCUCAUGAGUCAAACCAGAAUGAAAUGCUAUUUUCAUCAGCAGCACCAACAGUACCUUUACCAGAAACAAGGAAACAAAUUGAGAUUGAUGCUCCAGGAGCCACUCUAUCAUUUUCUCUAUCAACCAAAAAUGUUCAAUUUGGUCACGUUUCUACAUUUCCUACAAAACAUGGUUACUCUGAAGUUGCCUCUCCACCUAAGUCUAAUUACCAGCAGCCUGAUGAAUUGUCUGAAAGUGGACCUACUAAUAAAUGCAGGCAAACAUCUAGCUGUUUGAAAGAAGCCUCAAGGUCAGAUAGUUUAUCUCAAAUGUCAGAAAAACAAAACCUUUUUGUUCCUUCAGUUUCUCCUGAGAUGUCCAAGGAUCUGGAUUUGGAACACAGCUCAUUAAUUUCUGCUUCAAGUACUACACCUUUGCAGAAAGAAGAAAUUUAUGCAAAUACUAAUUUCAAAGAAUGCCUCUUUAGGACUAUUGAAAAAGGAGACUUCAGUUGUGACUCUAAUAGCAACAUAAGGGACUCAAAGGUAGUUGACUUAAACCCCAUAGAUAAACCAAUAUACACAGAAGCCAAUGGAUCUCCCUGCUUAAUUUCAUUGUGUACAACACAGGAAAAAUAUCAAGGUCAUGAACAUUUGCUUUCAAAAGAGGGAGGAACUUCAGUUAGUGAUGAAAGUUUCUAUCUCUCUGACACAUUAAAGAAGAAUACCAAUUCUGUUACUAAAGUUGGGGAAGAAGAAUAUACUGGAGAUAAGAUGUAUUUACGAAGAUAUAGUGGAAGUAGUUUUGAUGUGCAGAAAACAAGAUACCAACAAGUGUCUGCAAAAAGCUGUAUAAAAAAUAAAUUGUAUCAAAGUAAAAUAAUGGCCUUUUGCCACGAUGAUCAAUUUGCUCUACCAAUACAAACUUCUGAGACUGAGAGGGUCAGUAUGCAAGAAAACAGAGAUGCCUUAACAGAAUCUGCUUUAGAGGUUCCUUCUUUUAGAGAGGUGGAAGAAGAAAAAGCUCAAGAUGAAGACUGGGGUUCAGAAAAUAGCUAUGAAUUUCAAACUAAAUCCUUAGUAAGUUAUUCCCAUUCAGGUGUAAAACCUGACCAUUCUGGAAGUAGUGUGAGCCAAGAUGUUUUAUUAACUGUUGACCCUGAAAAUACAAUGGGACACAGUAAAGAGAAAAAUAAUGUGCUUUCUUUUUCCAGCCAAGAAACAUCUUCAUCUACUUCUGUGGAUUUGGUGACUGACAAAUCAGUGUGUUCUAAUGCAGACACAAAUGGGGACAAAACUGAACUUUCAGUUGAUAGUUCUUGUGAUACUGGUGAUAAAUCCACUUUACAAUCCAGCUCAAAUGUAUAUUAUCAAGACACAGCUGGAGUGGGGAGAUGCAAUGAAAAAUUUCAAGGUUCUGUGACUAUUAAGGAUGCUUGUGUGACCAGAUCUAGUACAAUGGGAAAUAAUGUAAAUGAUCCUGACUGUAUCAGCACCCCCAAUCAGAAACUCAUAAUACAUAAGGAAGUUGAUGAUUCUCUUUUGUUUGGCGCCAGUCUUCACUCUGGCAAAACAAAUGCUUGGCACAUACCUGCAUCAAGAGAGGUGAAAGAAGCUCCAGUUUUCCAUACGGUCUUCAAUGAAAAUGAUUGCUCAGGAAUUGAACUGCAUUCUAAUCAAGCCACAAAUUACACUGAAAAAGACUUUGGAAAAGUGUUGGGAAAUGAUGGAGUUGUAUCAGUCAUAGCCUUCCAAGAACAGGAUCUGCAUGUGAAUAUAGAAUCUGGACAUCUAAAAGAGAGUGUUGAUAAUAAACCAUUAAGUACUUCUGAAGAUAAGGGUGAACAUAUUAGUAAGAUGAUAAACUCUGAAGAACUUACUAAAUUAAUAAAUAGUGUCAAUAAAUUGGAAUGUGACAUUUUAGAAAUUAAAUAUAGUCAGAGUAAGAGUUUGCACAAUUACCUUAGAACUGAAUCUCAAGGUGAAACUGUAGAGAGUAGAAUGAUCUCUGAAAAUGAUGGCUUGAUUCAGAGGCCCAACAAUGACCAUGAGAAAUAUUAUAAGCAGCUGUCUGCAACAGUAAUACGGGAAAAAAUAGAUAUCCAGCUAAUUGAUGAUAACAAAGGAGAACCAUGUCCAAGAAAACCAGCAGUGGGGCCUGAUAGCAUUAUUCAGUCAAACAAUAUUAAUCAAAAUAAAAUCCAAGGGAGUGCAAACCAAAGUGAUUGUCCUGCAGACAAAGAAGCAAGUUCUACAAGCACUGUGCCAGGUGGAUAUUCUAGCUCAACCAUUUUUACUCAAAAUACGAUCAAUUUCCUUGACAUGUGUGAGGAACCCAUUCAAGUUGACAGAACUAUAGAAAAUGUCUGGAGUUCUGAAUCCUCAGUGACUGCAAUAACCAUUGAGUACAGAGAAGAGGAUGAUUUAAACUGCAUUAUUGAUGAUAAAAAAAUAUCUACUAACAGUGAGACCCAUUUAAUAGAAAGCUUGAUAAUGUACCCCGAGUCUGUUCCUGAAGAAAAUAAAGUUAAUGGGGACAUAAUUUGUUCUCAGAGAGUGAGAAAAGAACAGUGUGAUACAACAGAAAAUAAGGAAUUUGUGAAUUCCAAUUUAACUAGGCUACACACUGAUGAACAUGUUGCGUUGCAGCAAGAAAAUUCACCUCAUGGUUUUAUUGAUAGUGACAAUGGCAAUCAUGUAACAAAUGCUGAAAUACCAGAAAUAUACUUCACUGCUUCUAAACUGGAAGAACAAGAGGACAUGCAUCAGUUAUCAGAAGUGUGUCUUGAUACAGAUAAAGAACAAAAAAGCCCAGCAGCUCUUUGGUGUCACACAGGUGUCAUUAAUGAGACACUGGAAGAUGAUAGUAAUGAUGGCUGUGCGGGUGAUAAUAGAGCUGUAAUUGGACAGAGUGGGACUAGUGAAGUCUUCAGACAAGUUGGCAAUAUUGUAAAUAUGAAUGCAUCUAAACUUCUUUCUGCAAAUUCUCAUAAAAAUAUCUCAGAACAUUGUGAUAUAAAUUUUGUUGGAAACAGACAUGAUAAUGAUAAAUAUGUGCCAGUUAGCUGCAUACCUAAGGAAAAACAGACAAUACACCUGAUAACUUCCACAACCCUGGUAGCAACCAAGAAACUGGCCCAAAGUACUGAUACACAAAACAUGUUUAUUUUAAAGACAGAGAAGGAUGAGGGAAAUUUGGAAGAAAAUAAGGGAAGCUUGGAAGUGGAUGUUUCAUCAAAUCAAGCUGAAACUCUGCCAGAGAACAAAUGUAGUUCCUGGUUUUCAAACAAUGACACCAUAUUAAGUGAUGCAGCAAAAGGAAAGGAAAGGUUGCCUGUCAUUCUUUCAAGGAAUAAUCCUGAACUUGUUGAUGACUCAGUACCUGAUAACCAAACAGAUUCACUAGAACAUAGAAAUCAGGACGAUGGGAUAACUUCUGUGACUGUUAAAGACUUUUCGAAUCAGCCUACAUGUUAUUUGUUGCCUGGAGUAAGUGCAAAUGGAGAAAAUAUGAAGGAUGUCCCUACUGUAGCAAGCAAUCCUGCAAUGCCAUUAAGUAAUAGUAUCAACAAUGAAGUAGUUCUCCAAUACUAUGAAACACAAGUGGACACUGACCUGCAGGCUAGGGUACUUUGUACCAUUAACAAAGGGGAAAUAAAUGAAUCACUUUCUGAUGUCAUGCCAAAUAAAUGUAUUACAUUUCCUCCUGAUCACCUAGAACAGGAUGGGGAGGUAAAGGGGAACUUAAUAUCCAAUAAAACCUUUUAUUGUACUGCAUCUGAGCAGAGUCCUAGUAAGGAUGACACAUUUUCAAAAUUAUGUAUAGCAGAAUGCCAUGAAUCACUAGUGUUGUCUUCUACUGAUGAUCCACAAAACAAAGUAAUUCCUCUCAAAAGAUUGGUUUCUUCUAAAAGUACAAGUCAUGAUAUGGACAGGUUUCAAAGACAAUACAGCACAAGAGAAGAGAAAAAGUCAGAACAGUAUUUAAAUUCAUUAAACAUCUCUCAAAAAGAAAGUGCUAUGUCUGAAAAAACAACUAUGUAUCCCUCUUCAGUAUUAAAAAAAAAUGUAGAAGAAAUAAUGCCAUCAUUACCAGAAUGUUCUCAGGAGUGUUUUAACAGUAUUAUCAGUCAGAAAGAACUGAAUUCAUUGGUGCAAUAUGAUCAGACAAAUAAAUGUGUAGAUUCCAAUUGCAUUGAGACAGAAUACAGAAUAAAUAGUAAAAGCAAGGGAGAAUUGGAAUGCCAAACAGAAACUGCUAAGAUUCUUGCAUGCAGAAUUUCUCAGGAUUUCUGUAUGGGGCACUCAAGUGAUUCUAUAGCAAUAUCUGAAGAUGGAGCAAAUAUUUCAGGUUAUUCUGAUGAAGCUCUUUGGGAAAAUGCACAUUAUGAUGAAGACAAGGCUGCAGAUUACAAUAUGAAUUCUUACAUUUCUGAAUACUCUCUGAGUUCCUUGAACAGCUCAGCAAUUCUUCCAAAAUGUUUGUUAGAAUGCCCUAUCGACAAGUAUGGAGCUGAUGCUCCCUAUUUUGGGGAAGGCAAAUACUUGGACUCAGAAGAUUUCAAUAUUUCUGGUUCAACUUCAGGUGAUUGCUCUGUGCAUCAACAAGAUAGGAAAAUAAAUAACCCUAGUGAUAGUAAUAAAAAUACUCAGCGAGUGGUGGAAAUGUAUCAAAAGGAAAACCAAGGUCAAGAUUAUUUGCCUGAUUGUCUGCGUAACCAAGAAAAUAAUACCUCUUUACAGUCUGAGAAUUGUGUGGAUAGGACAGAAAUAAAAUUGGAAGACAGAAGCUUGCUUACUUACCAAAGUUUAGAACAAAUAAGCAAUGGUGAAGCAUUACCACCUGCUUUUUGCUCUGUUGAAGAUUUUUCCACUUGUACUGUGUUUAAAAAUGCAAAAACUCUUGAGUCCCCAAGAUCAUCAGAAGGUUUCUCAUCUUCUGUAUAUAGGUUAUAUAAUAACUCACUGCAAGAUGCUUUUUUGACUCCGCAUUUGUCAACUCCAUUUCGAAUACAAGAAAGUCAAGUGCUUUGUCAUCAGGGUUUUCCAGAUAUUCCUCACUUAUCUUCAGAAAGCUCUCUUAGCCUCAGUACUAGUCAUAGUGAAGCUGAAAGACAUGAUGUGCUAUAUGCUGCUACAUCAAGCUAUCCAGCACUUGCUAUUGGUCAGAUGCAAGAAAGUCAUUGUGACAGUUCUGUGAUAUUAGACCAGCAGCUGUGUGCUCCUGAAACAACUUCUCUUCCUCUUGCAAAAAAAAAUGGAUGUCUCCCACUAUCUGAUACUAAAUCUAGUUCUCAAAGAACCUCCGUUUUAGAUUGCAAUGAAAUACACAAAUUUAAAUCCAAAAAAUUCUACCAUGAAAGAGAUGUUUGUCAAGAACCAAGGGAUACAGCUCCAAUGCAAAAAAGUUGCUUAGAAGAUAUCGGCAAAACUUUGUAUCACACUUUAAAUUCAAGUCUUGAUUUGGAAGAAGAUGAAAAUACACCGCAUUUGAACUUCCCUAACAUAAAUGUAGAUAAUUACCAUAAGGUGAUGAAGAGUGAGAGAGAGUCUUUGACAUCAGAACAGCCAAAUAUUUCAGUAAUAAAUAACAGCAUGUCCUCCAAGUAUUUAUCAGGAAGCAGCUGUUUGGCUUUGCAGGAAGAACCUGCACCAGAGAUAAUUAAGAAUGAAAAUACUGCUUGUUCUUCACAGAAUUUAAACAGAAGUAAAGAAGAUAGACAACGACCAGGUUUACAGAGUCAUAGUUUAUCAGCACCAGCUAUUACUGUAAUAUCAAAUUUUGAAUGUGCUCCAGAAACUUCUAAAAUAGACUUUUCUGUACAUUCUACCUCUAAGUCAUUACAGGAGUUAAAUAUGAGUGUUGAACCUCCAUCUCCAACUGAGGAUGACCUGCAGAGAGCUGAAAGCUUAUCAAAAUUAAAGACAGACAAUGAGGUGUCAAUUAAAUAUAAACUCAGAUUUCAAAAGAAAUCCAUUCAGGGCCAGAGGUUUAGUUACUGUGAUAAAAAAAGCUGUAGAGAAAGUGCUCAGGAAAGUAACUCUUCCAAUCCCUCCCCUGUUCACUAUCCAAUAGCUGUUGGCCACACCACUGGAAAUCCCAUGGAUACAGAAACAGGGAAGUGUUCACAUAAUGUUUCUUCAGUACAUGGACACAGCACGAGCACAUGUAAAGAUGUAAUGCAUCAAAUGGAGGCAACAGGAGGACUACUUCAAGACAAUAAAGAUGCCAUGCACUUUAGUUCAAGUGAUAUCAAUCCAUACAUACAUCCAUGGCAGCAAGAUGGCUCCUGCAAGAUUGGUUGGAAGCAAUAUGUUUUUGGAAGUGCAAGUGAUGUCUCUAGUAACCCACCUCCAUUGAGUUUGGAUAAUCAAACAGUUAUGAGGUGCUCCAGUGUGGAUAAUGGCUUGAAUUCUCAAAACUCCCCUUUCCAUUCUCAUCUCAGUUCAUACGCUAAUGCAAGAAUGAUGUCCAGUACCAUAAGUAGCACAGACGAUCUCCAGGGAUGGGAUGUUGCAAGAGAAGGCUUUGAAUCUACACAUUCAGAUGAGAGUGGCAAGCAUAAUACCAAUGUUUCUCGUGAUGAAUUUGUGACAAAGUCAAGAAAAUGUAUUUCCACAGGUGAAAACCAUUCUCAACAGUCUGGAAACACUUCCAUGCAAGUUGAUGAAAUUGUUCUUCUCUACCCUUCUGAGUCGGAUACAUCCUUCAAUAAACCACAAGGGCUACUCACUUGUGAACAGGAAACACAGACAGAGGCACCAGCAAGGCAUAAAAGACAGAAGAGGCACCAGAGAAGCUACACAGAUAUAUCUGCAAGAAAUCCUGGGCCAGGCAGUAAUACAUUCCAACAACCUUCUUCUUGGUCAAGCAUGCAGAAUCUUUCCAUGCAUCUUUCACAGCUGCUUCACAACACUUCUGAGCUGCUAGGAAAUUUGUCCUUACAGACUGUUAAAGAUGAUGAACAAAGUGACCAUAAAGCAAUUGAUGAAGAAACCUCAAGAACCACCAUGACUGACAGCUGUACCCAAACAACAGAAGACAUAGGCGUUCAGACAGAUAUUUUAGGACACCUUCAGAACAAGGACAAGGAAAGCCAAAUCAGCACUAAUUUAGAAAGUGAGCCAAUGAAAUCUCGGGAGGUAAAUGUUGUUGUGAAAUUAGUCCAUACCGAUACUGCAGCUCUGACUAAGGAAAGAAUAUCAGAAGACAUGGGACGGAUAUUGCAGAACAUGCCUGACAUAAGAAGCCAUGAUACCUAUAACGCAGAAGAUUCUGUUAUGCCUCAGCCUACCUUAAAUAAAAACGCCAGUCCUUCAUCAGAAGUGCCCAAAAUGCCAUUGAAUGCUCCACCAGUACUUGCUCUUGGUAAUUCCAAAAUUUCUCCUGUUGCAUCUUCAUUUGAUUCUAGAUAUGAGUCUUCAAGUGUUGUAGUUAGUAGCCCUGUCUCUAACAUCUCUCUUUCUCCAGCAUGCUACUCUCAAGAUAAGGAACCUUUUGGUAAAACUGGCAUUGUAGAAACAAGGGAUAAUAGCUUGCUGGUUGACCGAGCCUCGUCCCCUAUUUUAACACUUAGUGCCAGUCCAGUCAGCCAGCAACUUAUAUCAGACAAGAUUGCUUGUUCUUUCAAAGGAUAUGCUGGACAACAAAAAGGUACUACAGGUUUAGAAACCAGUUUUAGAAAAAAGGGUUUAGGACCACAGUAUGACUUACAUUCUUGGGAGUCACGUGUGGACUCAUCUUCACAAACUGAGGUUGACAGUGAGUCUACCACAUAUAGAGAGAGCAAACACAUGCGCAAAAUGCCUGAAAAUGGCCUGGAUAAGAACACAACUAGAGAACUUUCAGGAAUAGGUCCUUCAAAACAAAAUCACAGGUUUACCAUUGACACACACACUGCGGUUCACACCAAAAGACUCUAUCAUUCAAGUAGCACUUUAGAACUUUCUAGCCAUGGCAAAUACUCAGUUGACGAUCACAAAGAGACCGUUCCAGUAGAAUGUUCAUUUCAUCAGAUACAAGCCACAAAAAGGGCAAGAAACUUCUCAGGAGGAUUCAGAUAUGAAAGCCCCACUAGAAAUUCAGAAUACUCACCAACUAAAAAGUCCUUUCAGAGAUCUUUAAAUGAGCACCAUAUAUCUUCAUCUUUAAAAUCUGAUGACGCACCAGAGUGUGUGCUCGAUUCUUUUUCUCCACAAUACCACCAGACAUGGAGAAAUCAAAACCACUGCCCUUUCCCCAUGUCUGAAAUGAGUGAUAUACAAGGUGAGGAUGAAGACGAUGGCGAUGCAGGAUCUGAUACUGAAAGUGAGUGUAAUACUGAAAUUCUACUAAGUGAGAAUACCUCCUUAGUAAAGACCCAUAGACUACGAAGCUAUAGUCUUCGUGACCUACCCCUGCACAAUAAAUUCAGCAACUGGUGUGGUGUGAAAGGAGGUCCUCAUUCUUCUUUAACUAGCCUGACUAGAAGUGCUGGUGAUAACCAUAGCCAGGCAGAAAGGAAGACAGGUAACACAAGAGAAUCUGAAACAGAAGAGAGAUCCCUGCUUAGCGAAAGGAGAGCAAAAGAGAUCGAGAGACUACGAAGAGAGCGUGCCCAGGUUAUGUUUGGCAUACAUUUAGAUGUGAAUCAGCAUCCUCUUUCUAUGGAACUUACUGAAGCAAAGCUCAAUUAUGGCAUUGGGGAAACAGAUGCACAGCUGAGGAUUCUUCAGAGCGGCGGCGUUGAGGAUAUGACAUCAGUGCCCGUAAAGCAGCGACUCUAUGAAAGGCAUAGGAAGUCAAUUGAAGUACUGAGAAAGGAGAGGGAGGAGAGAUUUCAUUGUUUUAGAAGAAGCCGUAGCCUCAGUCCACAAAAGCACCUUAGUCUUUUCAAGACAGUCGACACAAACCAGAGAGAUUUGGAUCUGCCUAGCCGCCGCUGUGAAUACCUGCAGCAACUGAGACGAGAUGUCGUGGAAAAUACAAGAAUUCAAGAACCAAAAAUGAGAAUCCAGCAUCCUUCUGAGAUUGAGCUGCUGCUUCGAGAUUAUCAGAGGGCAAGAGAGGAGACCAAAACAGAAAUUGCACGAGCCAGAGACAAGCUUCGGGAAAGAGCAGAGCAAGAGAAAAGGCGUAUUCGAGAGCAAAUACUCUCUCAACUGCAGAAGGAAGAAACUAAACUGAAGACCCUUGUAAGCACAAGCACUUUACGCACAGAUUCCACCCUCAGUCUUUCUUCAGGACCCACAUCUGGAUACAACAGUAGUAACACAGCUACUUAUGCUACUAGCAUCCUUGGCAAACAGGAAUGCCGGACUUUUCCCGAAGAUGUAGAACACACAAGAGAAGAUAUGAGAGGCCGCUCAUUUGUCAGAAAUCAUCAGCUUUAUAUACUUGAGCAACUUCAAAAGGGUUCUACAAGUGAGACUUUUCCUAUGACCUCAUCUAUGGAGAGGAGCAGUAUCCAGUCACCACUUGCAUGCAGCCAUAAGUAUUCUCAUAGCCUAGUGGUUUCACCUAGUACCUUCCCAUCCUCUUCUGUGAAAGGAUAUGAAGAUCUGUCCAAACACGUCUUGGCUACUGCUACUGCAGAAGUUAUGGCAGGAUGCUCCAAUGACCUGAGGAAUCUUUACAAUGGCGAGGCAACGGCUGGUUGGAAGUACCAAUGUGUAGAGAAGGAUGUAUUAGUUUAUUAUAAAGCUUUCUCAUCAUCUGCAACUAAGCAUGGGUUCCUGGGAGCAGGCAUGAUCAAGAGACCUCUUUCCACCGUAUUGUGUAUGUUGAAGGAUCCUAGUAAAAGGCAUCUGUAUGACAAAACCAUUACCACAGCUCAAGUACAUAAGAAAUUAACCAGUAAUAUUGAGUUGGUGUACGUGGUGAGUGAUGUUUCUUUGUGUUACCAAAAGCAACCAAGAGACUUCUGCUGCAUCACUGUAGAAGCCAAAGAGGAGAAUAUCUGCAUCCUGGCUAUUCAGUCUGUAUAUGAAGAGUCAAUGCCUCGUCCUUGCAAAGAAAUGGUACGAGGAGAGAUUUUGCCCAGUGCUUGGAUAUUAGAACCUGAUACAGUGAAAGGAAAAGACAUCACUAAAGUCAUCUACAUGGUACAGGUUGACCUGGGUACCCCCGCCAUCCCUGCAAGACUUCUGAGCUCUUUUGCAAAGCGACAACCUUUGGUGAUUGCUAGGCUUGCUCACUUUCUGGCUGGUUAGGUAUGUGUGGUACAUUGUCCACAAACUCAACGGCAAUGGCAGAACUUUUCACACAGCUCUAAAACUGGAGGAAAGAAAUACUAUAAAAGCUCACUAUACGAUGCAAAAUCACUAAGGAGCAUCUGUAUAGGACAUGGCAAUCAGAGACCAAAUCUUAACAAAGACCAAGUUUUCCUGUUUUUAGAGAGAGGCAACUUCUACAGAAGCAAUAGUCAAGUGAGAAGCAUUCCUUUUGCAAACUACCAACACUGACAGGUAAAGCCUGCUUGCCACCAUUUGCAAAAUUUUCUUUCAGAUUAUUGGAAGACUUCUGGUGCUGUAAGUCACAAAAAAACUUGAAAUUUAGUAAUAACAUUUAUUUUAAAGGAACACUUCACUGAAGCAAAACUACUGUAAUGUUCUUUGCAGAGUGCCUGACUGAAAGGGUACUUGUAAAUGAAGAAUGCAUUGUAGCAAUCAUUGUACAAAAUCAGCUUAUUGGAGAACUUUCCAGCCCUUUCCAGGUGAAGUAAGGGUAUCUUAUAGAGCAUUUAACAAGAGCUGUUGGAGUGAUAGCUCUUGUGGUCACUUUUUGUCCUCAGUCAGAACCACAACUCAGGAAGAGACACACUGUACAACUACAGAAUCGCUGUAUCACAAACCUAAGGGUUUGAAUCUGGAUAAACCACAAUUCAGUGCAUCAACAGGGACACUCGUUUAAUGUAUAGCAUCAACUGGUCUAUAAAUCAUGGAUUGGAGCUUCUGAUACUGUAUCUGGUGCAUUCAGUGGGUUGUAAACUCUUCUCUGGACAAGCAGCAAGUUACAUUAUUGUUAAGAUAAGCUUAAAGUAGGGUAAGUUCACUAAUAGCUCUUACCCUACCAAGCUGAAUUUGAUAUAGGUCAGCAAGAGUAUUUCCUGCCCUGCUUUCAGCCCUAACUCUUCCCUCACUAUGCUUAUUGGUAUUCCACAUGACUUGUUCCCUUUACUGUCGCUGCACUUUCUGCUCCUCAACAUCUGGUUUAUUGUAACAAGCAAACCCAAUUACAUGAUUUGUGCCAUUUAAAUGAUUUUGUUCAAAGUGAAGGAGUUAUAUUGUCUCUUUCCCAAUCCCAAGUUUCUAUAAACUAGUGUCCAAAAGCAUGUUUUGUUCAUGUGAAGGUGUAAACCAUUUGAUUCAGGUUGUUUCCAAAAAUAGUAACACACAAGUAGUACAGGAGCAUCAUAUUGUAGCUAUUGCAUCAUUUUCUGCCGAUCUGCUUUUGUCAAUUAGGAGCUUGUUUCUUGAGCAAUGUUUUCUCAGAGCUAUUUGCUGCUGCUAACUUGUUUGCAGCAUUCUAUGUGAGAAGCGAAGGAGAUACCUGAUCAUGAGCUCCUUUUCUUCAGUUUGCUGCAGUACGUCUGCUGAAGAUAAUGAGGCGAGGCUCGUUUCAUUCAACAGAAAUGAGGCAAUGAUUGAGGCUGCUUGCAGACAUUGUUGGUAGGUGAUACAAUUAAAGCUUAAUAAUUGCUGAGUAAUAAUCCCAAGUAGUUGUGCACUGAUGCCAUGGUGUUUCUAGAACUCCCAGUGGCCUAGGGAAAGGUCAUGCCCUUGAGCAUGUAGAAGUGCCUUCUACUCCUGGAUAGGGCUGGUUAAAUGGAUUCUAGCACCCACAUGUUUUCAAAAAAUGGGGGUGGUACUCGGCUUCAAAUUUCAGUAAUUUCAGAAAUCUGAUUUAGAUGGUGACCAUGUAGAACUCUUCGCAGCAGCACUGAGGCUGAAAUCCAAUGUGCACUUAUUUCAAGAUAAUUAACUGAAUUUAAUAUGGUUUCAGAGUGAACAUGGAUAGGGAUUGUUAACCUAUUUGUAAGUAUCUAAUGAUGAUGCUACUAUAAAAGAAAUCAAAGCACAGACAUUCUGUUUGGUAAUUACCAAAAAACGGUUUAGUUUAUUACAGAAAUUCUGUGAAGUGACUGAGAUUGCAAUGGCAAAAAUAAUUUGCAACAUCUAGAACACCAGCUUUGCAUUGCCUGUGAUUUGGGGUGGGAAUUCUGUAAAUUGCCCACAGUACCAGUAAUUUAAGAAGGCAUUAGCAACAGAUUUUAGAAAAUAUUUCCAAUGAUCAUUGGCCAAGUAUUUGCUACAUUAGUUUGUUUCCUUUAAUUGUGUGGACAUGGCAGUUUGUUAAUGAACCAACAGUUUUAGCAGGAACAUCUAUGAUGGACUCUACUCUCAACACAGAUGGUGCCUAUUGAAGGAUGAUGUCUUAUUGUACAGUGCAUCAGAUGUUUAUUUUUGUAAUUGCAUACAAUUGUUUUUCUAUGUUUACAAAUUAAGUUAUUUAUAUAUAUGGUUUUAUAUGCUGAAGCUAAUUAUUAUUUUUCCAGGUAUUCAAUUAACGUAUGCAUUUUAGAAAUACUUGAUACUUCAAACAUACUAUUUAUAUAAAAAUUGAUUUGUUUUGCAACUAUAAUACUAUGGUACCUGUAAAUGUCGAAUGAAAAGAAUAGUCUUAAAGUGGGGCAAAACUAUUUUCUGUGAAAUCUUUUAUUGAUUGUAGGAAAAUAUAGCCAGUUACUGUACCAUAUCAUUAGCCCAUAUCUGCUUUUAACCAAGAUUGCUAUUUUCAUAUC
Molecule: messenger RNA, 17609 nt
Organism: Rhineura floridana
Lineage: Eukaryota; Metazoa; Chordata; Lepidosauria; Squamata; Rhineuridae
Gene: STARD9
Product: StAR related lipid transfer domain containing 9
Exons: 34
Coding region: 616-15018 (4800 amino acids)
Biological process (GO): microtubule-based movement
Molecular function (GO): microtubule binding; lipid binding; ATP binding
Source: RefSeq, a predicted model, not a curated record